Molecule: messenger RNA, 2587 nt
Organism: Aspergillus sclerotioniger CBS 115572
Lineage: Eukaryota; Fungi; Ascomycota; Eurotiomycetes; Eurotiales; Aspergillaceae
Product: alkyl/aryl-sulfatase
Exons: 1
Coding region: 497-2389 (630 amino acids)
Biological process (GO): dodecyl sulfate metabolic process
Molecular function (GO): linear primary-alkylsulfatase activity; protein dimerization activity
Source: RefSeq, a predicted model, not a curated record
GAGUUCUGAGACCCCUCCACACCUGUGGGACAUUGGUUCUUUAUUAGACAGCAUCCGCAUACGAUUUAGCCCGUAUAGAGAGUCAGCAUUGUGUGAUUGAGAAGAAGAUAUACGAGACUAGAGGAGGGGGGUCUGCAUUUUACAGAUUCCAUCCCGGGUUGUUGGACAGGGAAACCCUGCAUGCAGAACCGCAGGACUGAGUACAGCUGAUGCAGGCAGCAUGAUGAUUCCUCGUACAUAGUGACUAACUCGGUUGACUGUUUAGGAAAGGUGGAUGGAUUGUUCCAUUCAUUCUGCUUCUUGGUUACACCGUAGAAGGAAAUCUCGUAUCGGAAGUAUGCAGAGCUGAUGACCGCCAGAUGGUUCACGGUUGUGGGAAAGCGGGGAAAUGCUUGUCUGGAUCAGUAUAAAGAUGGCGGAUCUAGCUAUGAUCAUGACGGACAUAACCACAGAAUCUUUUUACUUUCGUACUUGAUCCAAGCACAAGCUCGACAAUAUGCAGCAGCCAAAGGAUGCAACUCAAUUUAUCAUUGAUCAGCAGAAGCAAGUCCGACAGAGCCUACCGUUUGAUGACAAGAGAGACUUUGUCAAUGCGGGUAGGGGUUUGAGAGGCCGUCUGAAGCCCAACACCAUCAAGAAUAGUGAAGACGACGUGGUCUGGGAUAAUGACGCUUAUGGAUUCCUGGAGAACGACUCGCCAGACACGGCCAAUCCGAGUCUGUGGCGCCAGUCCAGACUCGCCCAUCUAGAUGGGCUGUACCUCGUCACCGAAGGCAUCUAUCAGGUUCGCGGGCUCGACCUUUCAAACACAACGAUCAUCGAAGGUGAACAGGGCCUUAUUGUCAUCGAUCCCCUUACUUCCAAGGAGACCGGGACCGCUGCACUUGCUCUUUACCGGGAGCAGCGUGGCACCGACAGGGCCAUCCGGGCUAUCAUCUAUACGCACUCGCACGCCGACCACUUCGGCGGUGUGAAAGGGUUCAUCAGCGACGAGGACGUCGCAACAAAUGACGUCAAGAUCCUCGCCCCCGAGGGCUUCCUGGAGCACGCGGUCUCGGAGAACGUCUUCACGGGAACUUCCAUGAGUCGACGCGCCGCGUACAUGUAUGGCGCGGCCCUCCACCAGGGACCCAAGGGCCAGAUCGGUGCCGGACUCGGCCAGACCAUCUCAACAGGAACCGUCACCCUCAUUGCGCCCAAUGUGGAUAUCAAGCGCACGGGUGAAAAGAAAACCAUUGACGGCAUCGAGAUGGUGUUCCAGAUGGCGCCGGAUACUGAAGCGCCCGCCGAGAUGCUCAUCUACUUCCCCCAGUUCAAAGCAUUAUGCGCGGCCGAGGAUGCCACUCACACGUUCCAUAACAUCUUGACCCUCCGUGGAGCUGUGGUCCGAGACCCGCAUUCCUGGGCCAAGUACUUGACCGAGACCAUCGAUCUGUUCGGGAGUGAAGCCGAAGUGGUCUUUGCAUCCCACCACUGGCCGACCUGGGGCUCGGACAACGUGCGAGAGUUCCUCACCUUCCAGCGCGACCUCUACGCCUAUGUACAUGACCAGACCCUCCGCCUGCUAAACAAGGGGUACAACGGUCCCGAGAUCGCAGAGAUGUUGACCCUCCCGCCUGCGCUCGAUCAGGCCUGGAAUUCUCGCGGCUACUAUGGCUCGUUGAACCACAACGUCAAAGCUAUCUACCAGCGCUACUGCGGUUGGUUUGACGGCAACCCGGCCCAUCUCUGGGAACACACGCCCGUCGAGAGGGCCAAGCGCUAUGUCGAGCUCGCGGGCGGAGAAAGAGAGCUGAUCCGCAAGGGCCGCGAGGCAUUCAACUCGGGGGACUUUCGCUGGGCAGCCGAGGUGCUCAAUCACGCAGUUUUCUCGAACCCUGAGAACCCCGAUGCGUGUAAUCUCCUCGCCGACGUAUACGAGCAGCUCGGAUACGGGGCGGAAAACGGCACCUGGAGAAACUUCUUUAUAUCCGGAACAACCGAGUUGCGCAGUGGCAAUUUUGGAACGCCUACCCAGUCGGCCUCGGAUGAUGUGGCGAGACAGCUCACGCCCGACAUGGUCUUUGACUCUCUCGCCAUUCAAAUUAACGGUCCCGAGGCCUGGGAUAAGAAGCUGGCUAUUGAUGUGGUUGUCAGCGACGCGGGAGUCACCUACCGUCUGUGGUUGUCGAACGCUGCCCUUGUAUACAGCACGGCUCCGCAGCCUGGUACUGCCGACGUGACCAUGACGGGGACAACAAAACAACUUCCUGCACUUGUGGUGUACGGGCCUCAUCCAAAGGCUCUGGAGAAGGCAGGUAUCCAAAUUGAUGGCGAUCGCAGUGUACUUCACACAUUGUCACGCCUUCUCGACCCGGGUGACCCCGACUUCAACAUUGUGACUCCAUAGGGAGAGCACAGGUUAAUUGACGGUAGAUUGACUACUUGGUAGCUAUCAGGUAUUUCAGUUCUUCUCAACGAAGGAACAAUUUCCAGACGAGUUGUUGAAGCUCCAUUGGGAAAUCUCAGGCAAGGAAGCUCGGAUUUCUUCUUGCUGCUCCUGUUGUUUACGGCGAUAUUUUAUGAGCGGAUGGCAAGCCCACAAAAC